UUGUUCAGGAAUUAGCGGCAGCUAGCUAACCGAGCUAACCUUAGCUACACGUUAGCUAGCUCGAGCCUGUAGAUUCGCCUCACAGCUGCCAUAGUUUCUCACAUGUUCCGCUUCACGCGUCAGCAGCUACUAAGCCGCGCGUGUUCACGGGUUUGUGUCUCUGUGUCUCGGGCCUUAGCUCGGCUGCUCCGGGCCUGGCUGUGUUAGCACACUGGACGCGGUGGGGAAAGCAGAAGUUAUGUGGUGGUGUGCUGUUAUGUGAUGGUGCAGCUGUGUGCCAGCUUGAUUUGUCGCAGCCUCGAACAAAGUGGGCCAGCCUCAUGUUGCAUUACCAAGAGGUUUUGGUUUAUCGGUGAUGAGUAAUGCACGCCAACGUAACGCUGAAAUCGUAGCGAGAUCAUGAUAAUAGACAGUCAGGUGCUGAUUGAGCUCAUUUCAUCAUUUUAUCUGUGCAGACUUAGUUGGUUUACUAUGAGCUCCCUAUCAGCCCAGCUUCCGGCUUCAAGCUCAUCAUGCAGGACACUACCAGCAGAUGGAAAUCAGGUGCAACCAAAAGCUCCUCUCCUGCAGAUUCUGCGUGUUGCCGGAGCCCAGGAAGAGGUCUUCACACUCAAAGAGGUGAUGCACUAUCUGGGUCAGUACAUCAUGGGGAGGCAACUGUACGACAAACAGAGGCAGCACAUAGUCCACUGCCAGGAUGACCCAUUGGGAGAGCUGCUGGAAGUGGACAGUUUCUCUGUCAAAAACCCGAGCCCGGUAUAUGAAAUGCUCAAGAAAUACUUGGUAGUGCUUGGUUGUUCUGACGCUGCAGAGAAUCUUUCUGUGGGCCGUGAGUGUGUUGAGAGCGGAGUGGAAGAUCGCGGUCAGAUUUGUGGAGGUGUGGUUAAAGCAGGACUGGAGGCUGGCUGUAAUGGGCCUCUCCUGCAGACCCCCUCCCAGAGACGACCGCGGGAGCCAGACGAUGACUCCCUUGAAGGCUUGCCACGUUCAGCCUGCAAACGGGCCAAACUGGAUGUUACUCUGGACGACUGGGAUCUCUCUGGCCUGCCCUGGUGGUUUCUGGGUAAUCUUCGUAGUAACUACAGCCGUAGGAGCAAUGGCUCCACUGACAUCCACACAAACCAACUGUCUCCUGCACAGGAGGAGGACACAGCCAUCGUAUCGGACACCACAGACGACCUAUGGUUCCUGACCGAAGGCGGUAGUGAACAGGUGAGCGUGGAGAUGAAAGAGGCUGUGCUGGAGGAAGGGAGCGGAGGAGAAGGGGAGGCCCUACCCGAGGAUGAUGAUGGAGGAGGGAAAGAGGAGAAGGUGGAUGGAGAGAUGCAGGAGGAGCCAGAUGAAGACUCCCAGUGUUUGAGUGAUGACACAGACACAGAGAUUUCCACCCAGGAUGCGUGGCAGUGCACUGAGUGCAGGAAGUACAACACACCUCUACAGAGGUACUGUGUUCGCUGCUGGGCCCUGCGCAAGAACUGGUUCAAAGAUGUCCCUCGACUUGCCCAUUCCCUCUCUGUCCCCGACAUCCCAGCAUGCAGCUCCCUCACCACCCACGAUGAGGAUGAUGACAGCGACACAGGCAUUGAUGUCCCAGACUGCAGCAGGACAGUGUCUGACCCCAUCAUUCUGCCCUCUCACUCCACAGUGGAUCGGCCACUGCCCGUUAUGGGGAAAGGCAAGGGGCCUCUGCCAUCUGGCUUCCACAAGGAUGAGCUGCUAUCAGGAGGGGAGAGUCAGGAAAACCUGGGCAUGGAAGUGGAGGAGGUCAGGCCUGAAGCACUGUUGGAGCCGUGCAAGCUCUGUCGAGUGCGACCACGCAACGGAAAUAUUAUUCACGGACGUACGGCUCACCUGCUGACCUGCUUCCCGUGUGCAAGGAGGCUACAUAAGUUCCAGGCCCCUUGCCCCGGCUGUGGAAAGAUCAUUCAAAAAGUUAUUAAGAUAUUCAUCCUCUAAAAGUCACACACUUGUGUAAGGAGUUAAACAGAAAAAAUACAACACACAUUUUCAAACAAAUCUGGCCAUACAGGUGCAUGCACUCACACACUGCUUUUAGACACACACAGAAUGUGCACCUUGCCCUUACGCCUACACAGAUGUACACAGAGAUAGCACUUGGGGAAACUUGCUUUUAGCUGCAUGGUUUAUUUCGCGCCAUGCUGCCUCUGAAGUAUUGUUAAAAGAAAUCUUUGACGUAAGAGUUUGUCACAUCAAAUCUUUGUUUUGGUGCCACAUUUAAGGGACAUGCAAAGGCAGAAAUAUUUAUUUAUUUAUUUGAUCACAGAAAUGCACAGGUUGUGUGAACCAUUUUUUGACUUCAUGAAGGCUUGUCUAUGUGAAAUCUUCUCAUUGCAUUCCUUGAAUGGUGCCAUUUUAAAAUCUAGUAUUGUUUGCCUUCCUUCUGUUAGUUUCUCCAUAGAUUCACUUCAAUAAUCACCUCGACAAAACUCAACAGGUAUGUAACAACAGACUUUCUUACUUAAAGCAUUCUCUAGGCUUUUCUUUGUACUGAUUUGAGUUAUGAAGAUGAGACUGAACAGGCUGGCUCUAAAAAAAGAACCCGAUUUUGAUUUCAACAGUUCCAUCUCCAUGAAAAUAUUCUCCUGAAACUUUUCUUUAAAAAAAUACAAAAUGUGAUUGUUUAAGUCUUGUUUCUCAAAUUGGUAUUUUAAGAUGCAUAAUUGAAUUUAACCUGCUUGAGAAUGCACAGCUGAAGUAUUUACAGUAGUUUUCUCUCGGGGUAGUAAUUUGAUGUUAAAUAUGUAUUCAAUAUGUACAAUUGCCAAGCCUCUAAUGACAGUUAUACCUGCAGUAAUUAAUGUCAUAUAAUUGUCGGUAAAUGUCUAAAUGGUAUCAGUCAGGGUCAGUUUACUGCCCUUUCCUGAGCUUAAAAUGAAUGAACAAUUUCUGUAUAUUUUGUAUUUAAUGUAUUUAUGAUUCUGUUUUGUUUAGAUGUUCACAUAUAAUGAAGCAGAAAAGUGCUGCACUUGUUUCACAGUUCAGAUGUGAGUCCGUAAGGAAAGUUACCAAAUGUACCCUCUGUGGAAUUAACUGUGCAGCACUUACUAGAGUAUGAGGGUAUGAUUUAAGCGUUACACUGCCAAGUAAUAACUUUUAACUUUAAUUUGUAUAUAAUAGAUUUUAUUUUAAUGGGUCUGCAUUAUUUGAAGAUUGUAGAUGCUAUUUACUUUUGGUGCGCGCGUCAUCUUAUAUGCUCUUCAGCUUUCAAGAAAUGUUAAGAGGCAUUUAACUCUCGGCUCCGCCUGAUGUAGCAUUGUUCUUUGUUCUGCUCUUGUACUUAAUCUUUCUGCCAGCAGGUGGGGAGAAGACUCAAUAUUGUAUACGCUGCACACUGAAGCUGUACAUAACCAGCAGAAACAUGUUAUGCAUAUAUAGAGCAUGCCUCCUGUCGUAACCAGCACUGGCAUUGAGCUGGUGUGAGAGCUCUAUAGACUAUAUAAAAGCUGUAAAAAGUUAAAGUAGCCUUGUUGUUAUUUCUCAUCAUCAUUGUGCACCCUGAGAGGCAGGGUUCUAGAUACAGAACUAUUAAAGUGGUUAGUGUGAAGUAUACCAGUGGUUCUGAUCCAGAAUGAUAAUGACAAUGUUAUUGCAAAUUAUUGAUAUUAGGACUAAAAUGUGCUCAGAGAUGGUACAGCUAAUAUAGUAGUGUUGGUUUUUCUUUACUGGUCAUGGAAUAAAACGCUUGUUUUGUAAAGCAA
Paralichthys olivaceus (Japanese flounder) is the source of this 3719-nucleotide messenger RNA. NCBI's taxonomy places the organism in Eukaryota, Metazoa, Chordata, Actinopteri, Pleuronectiformes, Paralichthyidae. The record is from RefSeq and is a predicted model, not a curated record.